Molecule: messenger RNA, 4086 nt
Organism: Paramisgurnus dabryanus
Lineage: Eukaryota; Metazoa; Chordata; Actinopteri; Cypriniformes; Cobitidae
Gene: brat1
Product: BRCA1-associated ATM activator 1
Biological process (GO): DNA damage response; cell population proliferation; positive regulation of protein phosphorylation
Cellular component (GO): nucleus
Source: RefSeq, a predicted model, not a curated record
GACUUUGGCCAGUUUGAAACACGCUCCGAACCAAUGAUUCGAAACAAAAGAUUCGUAAAGUUUCGAAGCCUCAUGAAGCGUGCUUCGAAAUCGCCCAUCACUAGCAAAUACGGCCGCAGAGUGGGACGACCUUCCUCAAAGGUACUUUGGUACGUCUUGUGUUUGAGAACAUUAAAGUGCGCAGUAUUUACGCAUACCAAAAUAAAAAUGUCAACUCUCAGCUCGUAGACCUGUAUGUCCUUUCCAGCACUCCGUAGUACAGAGCGGUACAGAAAGAGCGACAUUAAGUUUUCCUAGCAACGUCCAAAGUGUUAAGUGUACAUUUUCACUUACCUUUAAGUCUUGAAGAUCUCCAGAGAUCAUACGCGUGUUGGUGAUCCUGGGACUUUUGUGCCAUGGACGAUGACUGCUUAUCGUUGCUGCCACUCAUCUGUGUGGCUUUGGCAGAUCCGAGGCAGUCUCCACCUGAUGAUACCUCUUUAGUAAAGCUGCUGGAUUGGUUUAAAGAGCUGCCCAGACAAAUUAAUGGGGAUUGUCUUCUGCAGCAACAGCCGUGUCUUUUGAAGUUCAUAUCCAGCGUUUGUAAAUGUACAGAUACGGAUCACACUAUCCUGUCCUUUACCCUCAAACUCACCGGACAUCUGGCUGACACCGAGCAAGGCUUCAGCUUGCUUAAGGAGGAAGGCCUGUUGGCGUGCGUGUUUGAGAGGGAUGGUUGGUGCGUGCCAGAUUUUUGGCAUGAUGCUUCGGUGCGCAGCGGCUGGGUACAGGGACUGUUAAAUAUGCUGAACCAUUGGAAAGCUCUUGACUUUAUUUGUGGAAAUGGACUCGUCAAAGUUCUUCUUCAUCUGCAGAAUGACCCGAGCCUGUUCGUCAGCUCUUUAGCCAAUCAGCUUCUAGUGAAUAUCCUAAACUUCAUGACAUCAUCAAAGAUGAAUAACAGCAGUGAUGCUGUGGGUUCAAGUCAGUCUCCUCUGGGCUCUGUCACUUCAGAGAUCAUGAGUGUCAUGGUUGAAGCAUUGGGCUCAGAGAAGCAUCAUCAGGUCCUCCAGGGCUUAAAACUGCUGUCAUUGGUUUUCUCUCAGUGUGGGGAACCAAUCAAAAUCAUGCGAUGGGAAGAUGUCCUGGUACCUCUGGAGGUCUUGAUCAAAAGGGGAUCAGGAUUAUUGACACAGCCUCUUAUGACUGUGCUCCUGGCUGCUAUCAGAUCUCCUCUCCUCGGCCAAUCAGAAUAUAAAGUAAAUGAAUUAAUGGAAGCCAUGUUGGGUGCUGAAAAUGGAAAGGACUGUUUUCAGUGUGCCGCACUUAUCGUAAAGCUGGAAAAAUGUCCUGAGGCUUUAAAAAGAAAGGCCGCCAAUAUCGUCUUGCUCCCCUUGCGCUGCGUGCCGGCGAAGCCCCAAGAUGCAGCAGCAAAAGAGCUGGAAAUAGUCCUGGAGGAACAGCUAUCCCAGAAAUCCUUGUGCAUUUCACUUCUUAUGCAGAGUUUAUCCGGCAUAGCAGAGCUGGCACACAAAAAAUAUAAGUUUGAAGACAUUUCAGCAAUCACCUGCUCUGUGAUGUCGCUCCUGAGAAUUUGCAUUGGACAUUGUCCAUCCUCUUCACUGGGUAUUAUUGAAUCCACUCACCUGAUUGGCUGCUGCAAGGUUCAGAGGUCUGGCUUGGAUACGUUAAGUGCCCUCAGCGUAUAUAAAGAAAACAUGGAUUUACGACAGAAGGUAUUUGAUGUCCUCCUGGAGUAUCUACAGAGUCCAGAUUCCCAUGCCACAGUCUUGAAAAAGGCAUUUCAGGCCACUGUAAGGUGGAUUGAUGUGUGUUCAUCUUUCCCCGAUCUGCUUCCGUUCAUCAAUCGCGACCUCUUCCCUGUAUUGGAGAAGCGCACGUGUGAUUUGCGAUGGGAAGUGAGAGACUCUGCACUAGAGUUUAUUACUCAGCUGACAGCCAUCCAGGGUGGUAAUGGUGAAUAUGUUGAAGCCCUGCACACCUCUGGGAUGUUCUCCAUUCUUCUCUCUUCAUUAAGAGAUGCAGAAGGUUAUGUCAGGGCGAGUGCUGCGAGUGCCGUCGGUGAAGCAGUUACCUCGUCUGUCCAACAGAGGGAGCUUCUUAACAACAACACGCUGGAGGAGGUUUUGAUACAGAUGAUGGCCAUUCUUUCUCAAGACACCGAGGGCUUCCCUCGUAGAGCUGUGAUCAAAGCCUUCACAUCAUGGGUUAAAGGACCACACCCUCUACCAGCUCUGGACCAAUCCCUAAGCUCCGUGCUGUCACUGGGAGGCAACGACUUUGACUGGGAGGUCAAAAUGCACACACUGGAGCUAGCUGAAGUAUUGAUGGAGAAGACGCUGACCUGCUGUCCGUACGCCGUCGAGAUCUUCAGUUUGCCAGAAGCUUUGGGCAAACUCAAAGAUAUCGGGCUGCUGGAUUUGUUGCUUAAUAGCUUGUUUGACUGUGAUAGGCCGGUGUGUGAGAAAGCUUGCAGGCUUUUGCUCAAGCUGAGAACAGUGGCAAGUGAUGGCAGUGCUCUUGUCUUGGAUGUCUAUGGUAACAGAUGGGGCGAUGAAGUUCGAAGUCGAUACCUUAACAAACCGCAGGCAGAAAGGUCUCUGUGUGUGAUAAAUGGAGUUAAGGAGUCUUGUGAGAGGACAGAUUGUGAUCCUCUUGGCAUCAAAGAGAUUAGUUUGACGAAAACCCUGCAGUUACUGGAUCUGGAUCUUAUGCAGAGGACUUUGACUUUGAGUAGUGAUCACAUAGUGAAUUCUCCACGGUCGCUAAUGGAGGACAUCCUUUCAUCAGUCCAGCAGACUGAGGACAAUAUAGUAGAUUGCUAUUGAGAAUAUACAUAUUUUUUAAGUACCAGAGAGAACAUAGCACAGGUGUUGAAUAUAUGAUACAUCAACAACAUUGUCUAAAAAAACCAGUGGUCAUGUAUCAUGCUCUGCCUUAAAUGGUCCGUUUUCAUAAAGUAAAAACACAAAAAUUUUUUUAUCACAGAUUUAAUUUUUACAAUUCAUGUUUUUAAACCUUUUUGUCCACUGGAAAGACAUAACCACCAUAAAUUGACUAAUUAAAUUGUGCCAAAUUGUAUAGGUUCAGGUCACAAUUUACAUGGUUUUAUGUAAGUUUUACACAAAUUGAGAAGUUCAGAUGCAAAACCCUCUAAGUAACUUACAUUGUUUUUUUCUACUGCACAAACCAGCACAAAUUCACUCUUUCACCGCCAACGUUUUUAAAAAAAGUUGCCAGCCAGCGCCAGCGUUUUUCAUGAUUUUCACAAAAGUUUAAUGUCUUCCAGAAAAUGUUUUUCUUCAAAUAUAUAAACAAACAAUAUACCAAAUGAAAUAACAGACCAUCUGCUUUCAAACAAAACAAAACGUUUCAUCAUACCUUUAGUGGUUCUUUUGUAAUCAGCUUUUGAAUAUGGGUAGGUUUCUGCAAAAACACCACAUUUUGAGCAAAAAGCAGAGAUAAUUCCAUUUUUGUGAUGGACUUUUCAUAGAGGUCCCAUUCAGAGCGAUCUUUAAAACAGACACGGACAUGCACCCGCUUGCCAUAGGGCAAUACUUCCGGGUUUAACAAGUUGCUGAAUGGCGCCACCUAGUGGAUAAUAGCGGUAUUGCGGAAAGACGGAAAAACUCGUCAUUGGCGGGGAAGCGUUUUCUCUUGAUUGACGAGAUAUCUCGUCAACGGCGGGGAAAGAGUUAAGCACAAACGAAAAAAGCGCUGGUUUGGGUCGAUUUGGAAGACGUGGGGUGGAGAGGGACGUCACUGACCAGGAACAAAUUUGUUAUUUCUAAGAAAGGUAAAUAGAUACACUGGUCAUUUUAACGGCACAAAUCAAGCACAAACGAACAGCGCUGUUUUGAUUCGAUUAGGACGAUAUGGGGUGGAGAGUGACGUCAAUAGUACCGAAAAUAUUCUUCUUAUAUCUCACAAAGGGAAGUUAUUACAGCAUUUGUUGUCGUGGCACAAAUCGAGCACAAACGAACGCCACCAUUUUGGAGGGAUUUGGACAACGUGGGGUGGAGAAUGACGUCACACAGCCAAACAAAAAAAUCAUGUUUAAUAUCUCAAACCAGCACAAAUAAGCAC